AGACGCUUGACAGAAAAGGGUUAGCUUGGCCGGAUAGCGUAGUGAUCGAGUCGGGCGCCAACCGAAUGCGAAGUUCGUUAUGAAAUUAGUUUGUCGUAAAAAUAAAUAAAUAAAUAAAUCGACUCGCUCUUGGGGCGACGGUGACAUCAACAGACGGCAAGAAAAGGUUGAGGAGGUUUUUACAUCAGUCAACUGUGAUGACCAGAAAACAGCGGAAGUAACUUGGCUUGGUUGGCGAGUAUAUCUGGAUGCCCAAGCUAGCAGUCAUGGAGUUGGGCAGGCAACUGUGUGGGAAGAUGAAGAAGCAGAAGAAGGCUGAGCUGGUUGUCCCUGCUGUCAUGAAAGGCCUGGAGGUUCACUUUUACCUGCCCGACACCCACCAGCUAGAGUACUUUAAAGACAGCCACACUGCUGAGGACUUGUGCAUAGAGGCUGCCAAGAGAUGCUGUAUUUCACCCCUGUGCCACAAUCUCUUUGCACUAUACGAAGAAAGUCAGAACCUCUGGUAUGCACCCAAUCACACAUUCAAGGUCACUGAAGACACAAGCCUGAAGCUCCACUACCGCAUGAGGUUCUACUUUGCAAACUGGCAUGGCACUGCGGAAAAUGAGAGUCCUGUGUGGCGGCAUUCGUUGAGCAAACAGAAAGGGGGUUUAGACUCCCAGAAGGGCCUAGAGGGCACACCCCUGCUUGAUGCCGCCUCGCUGGGCUACCUCUUUGCUCAGGGCCAGUACGACUUCCUGAGGGGGCUGGCCCCUGUGCGCAACCCCCAGAGCGAGGCCGAACUUCACGAGAUUGAGAACGAGUGCCUGGGCAUGGCUGUCCUGGCCAUCACUCACCAUGCCAAGAGCAACAACCUGCCACUGGCAGGGGCGGGCACGGAAACCAGCUAUAAGCGCUUCAUCCCAGAGAGCCUCAACCGCACCAUCAAGCAGCGCAACUUCCUGACGCGCAUGCGCAUCAGCAACGUCUUCAAGAACUUCCUCAACGAGUUCAACAACAAGACCAUCAAGGACAGCAACAUCACCCUGUACGAUCUGAAGGUGAAGUACCUCUCCACGCUGGAGACACUGACAUGGGGCCUGGGUCAGGAGAUCGUGGAGACCAAAAGCCUGCACUUGUCCGGCGAGGGCGAGGUUUUGCCCGGCCACGCCCCUGGCACCGCAGAGGAGGGCAUGGCCUACGAGGUGCAAGUGUCUGGCACCACAGGGAUCUCAUGGAGGAAGAAGCCUCAGCUGAAUGUCCUGAAUGUCAAAGACAAAAGUAAAUCACGGAAGAGCAAGGUGGACAGCAAACAGAAGAACGAAAAAAAGAAGGAGUCUGGAAAUGGAUGGAUUCCCUUUUCAGACUUUUAUGAAAUCACCCACAUCGUCACAAAAGAGUCUUGCGUUACCAUUUACAAACAGGACAACAAGACCAUGGAGCUGCAGCUGGCCUAUCGAGGAGAGGCUCUGUCCUUCGCUGCCCUUGUGGACGGAUACUUCCGACUGACCGUGGACGCGCACCAUUACCUCUGCACGGAGGUUGCGCCCCCCUCUGUAGAGCAGAACUUGCAGAACGGCUGCCACGGACCCAUCUGCACAGAGUACGCCAUUCACAAGCUGCGGCAAGAGGGCAACGAAGAGGGGUCCUAUGUCCUCCGCUGGAGCUGUACAGACUACAACUAUAUCAUCAUGACUGUUGUCUGCAUGGAGGUGGACCUGUCUCUGUCCAAGUCCAUUCCCCAGUACAAGAACUUCCAGAUCGAAGUGAGCUCCCAGGGCUUCCGGCUUUCCGGUACCGAGACCUUCCGGCCGAGCGUGAAGGAGCUGCUGGAACACCUGCAGGGCCAGAGCCUCCGCACGGAGAACCUGCGCUUCCAGCUCCGCCGCUGCUGCCCACCCCAGCCGCGAGAAAUUUCCAACCUAUUGGUGAUGACCACAGACAGAGAGCCUGCUCCACAGAGACAAUUCCAAGUCAGCCAGCUGAGUUUCCACCGCAUCCUUAAAGAGGAAAUUGUCCAGGGCGAGCACUUGGGUCUUGGCACCAGGACCAAUAUCUACGCUGGUGUGCUAAAGAUGAAGAGCGAGGAUGAGGACGAUUUAGCGAGUUACUGCACUUCACAGGAGGUGAAGGUGGUAUUGAAAGUGCUGAGCCCUGGACACAGGGACAUAUCUCUGGCCUUCUUUGAGACAGCCAGUAUGAUGCGACAGGUCUCUCACAGACACAUUGCCCUACUGUAUGGAGUCUGUGUGCGUCACCAGGAGAAUAUCAUGGUGGAGGAGUUUGUGCAGUUCGGUCCUCUGGAUCUGUUCAUGCGCAGGCAGAUUGCUCCUCUCAGCACUUCGUGGAAGUUUCAGGUGGCCAAACAGCUGGCAAGCGCCCUUAGUUACCUGGAGGAUAAGAAGCUCGUGCAUGGUUACGUCUGCGCAAAGAACAUCCUUUUGGCUCGGGACGGGCUGGAGUGUGAGGGCAGCCCCUUCAUCAAGCUCAGUGACCCUGGCAUCCCCAUCACGGUCCUCAGCAGGGAGGAGUGUGUGGACCGCAUUCCAUGGAUUGCUCCUGAGUGCGUGCAGGACACGAAUAACCUGAGCGUAGCGGCCGAUAAGUGGAGCUUUGGCACAACACUGUGGGAGAUAUGCUACAAUGGAGAGAUACCUCUCAAAGACAAGAAACUCACCGAGAAGGAGAGGUUUUAUGUGGCCCAGUGUCAGUUAGCCACUCCGGACUGUGAGGAGCUAGCCAAGCUCAUGACCCACUGCAUGACCUAUGACCCUCACCAGAGACCUUUCUUCAGGGCCAUCGUCCGAGACAUUGACAUGGUUGAAAAACAGAAUCCGUCUAUUAAGCCAGUGCCAACUCUAGAGGUGGAUCCCACAGUUUUUGAGAAGAGAUUUCUCAAGAAGAUCAGAGACCUCGGAGAGGGCCAUUUCGGAAAGGUGGAGCUGUGUCGGUAUGACCCACGGGGGGAUCGCACGGGGGAGCUAGUGGCGGUGAAGUCCCUGAAACCAGAGAACCGAGAGGAGCAGAGCAGUAACCUGUGGUGUGAAAUCGACAUUCUGAGAGAGCUCUACCAUGAGAACAUUGUCAAGUACAAGGGCAUCUGCCAGGAGGAGGGUGGCAGUUCCAUCAAGCUCAUAAUGGAGUAUUUGCCAGCAGGCAGUCUGAAGGAGUACCUGCCUAGAAACAAGUCCCAGAUAGACCUGAAGACGCUACUCAGCUACGCUGUACAGAUCUGCCAGGGUAUGGAUUACUUGGGCUCUCGGAAUUACAUCCACCGGGACCUUGCGGCCCGGAACGUUUUGGUGGAGAACGAGAGCACGGUGAAGAUCGGAGAUUUUGGCCUGACAAAGAGCAUUAAAGAGAAUGAGGGCUACUACACAGUGAAGGACGACCUGGACAGCCCUGUUUUCUGGUAUGCUCCGGAAUGCUUGAUCCACUGUAAGUUCUACAGGGCGUCAGACGUCUGGUCCUUUGGAGUUACCAUGUAUGAGCUGCUGACAUACUGCGACGGCUCCUGCGGCCCCAUGUUGGUGUUCCUCAAGAUGACUGGCCCGACCCACGGGCAGAUGACGGUCACCCGAUUAGUCCGAGUCCUGGAGGAGGGGAAGAGGUUGCCUAGGCCGGAGAUUUGCCCAGAGAGGGUGUACACUUUGAUGAGGAGGUGUUGGGAGAGCACACCUGACAAAAGGAUAGACUUCAAAGGCCUGAUUGCCGGCUUUCAGCAGAUGCUCGCCGAUGGCCUGUAACCAUGGAAAUGAGCUGCGCUACAGACUUCACCUGCCUUACAAGAGUUUGCUACGAAUGACCUUUUUACACAAGAAAGAGGAGGAAAGAAGAAUGUAACGAGAACCUUUUUCCACGGCUGGUUUCAGCAGAAACGGUCCCACACUGGUUUCUUGUGUCCUUGUAUUCACACAUUGUAUUUCGUAUAACCUCCACAUAGUGAGCCUCCAGUCGCAGUUCCCAGCAGUUAAUCAUCAACAGACCUGUGGGAGGCAGCAGAGAGCCCAGUCCGCCUCGAGUUAUGCAGAUAUCUGCCAUUCAUUUAUAAAUCUGUUUUUCCUGAUAAACCUGAAAAUACUUGCUGUGCAAAAUCACAAAAAAAAAUGUAUCGACUGCUUGCAAUGUGCUAAACGCCAUCAGAACUUUUUAAUGUACUUUUUACAGACACGUUUUAGCACCGCAGGGGCAAUGGAUACUUAGGACGACGCCGUCCCGCGGGUGCCCGCCUCCAGUAAUGGUGCGGAUUUUCCUGCUUCAACACACCUGACUUGGUCAUUAACCGCUGAGUCAAAUCAGGUGUCUUUAAGCAGGGUAGGAACCUUCCCUUGCGAGUGAGCAGGUCCACCAAUGUAAGUUUGGGUAAUUGGCCAUUUGUUUCAGCUGCGAUGCACUAGAGCACAUCGUUAGCUGGAAGCAAGACUGCCACGGACCUGACAGUGCGAGAAUGUCCCGCUGUGAGUUGCAGCCUGGGCCAGUCGCUCCAGGGGAGAGAGCGACUCGCCCGCGAAGCCACGACGUUUUACGGCUCUGGCCAUUUGCGUGUAUACGAGUGGACAGCAUCUGCGUGGUGCCACCACUGGGUCAGGGCAUGGGGAGGAGCGGUGCACGCGUGAGCACCAACUGCCUGCGCUUGGCCAGGGCCUCCUCCUCCAUCACAGUGGAACAGUGUGGAAAAUGACGGCCAUCCUGGAUGCGUAUGGGGUGGUGGGUGCUCCUACCAUUGCUCUGUCACUUCACGUUAUUCCUGGGGCACCAUUCCCAACGGCCACGAUGGACUGAAACAUACCCGCCUCCAUGUACUGUGAGAGACGUUACAUGCCUACAGUAGGCACUAGAGGACAGUAGAGAUUGCGAAAUAUAUCUACAAUUCUAAUAUCUACAAAUAUAUCUUGUAUUCUUGCUCAAAUCUUACAUAAACUGAAAUACCCUUGCGAAUCUA
Molecule: messenger RNA, 4924 nt
Organism: Electrophorus electricus (electric eel)
Lineage: Eukaryota; Metazoa; Chordata; Actinopteri; Gymnotiformes; Gymnotidae
Gene: jak1
Product: Janus kinase 1
Biological process (GO): cytokine-mediated signaling pathway; tyrosine phosphorylation of STAT protein; intracellular signal transduction
Cellular component (GO): membrane; cytosol; cytoskeleton
Molecular function (GO): ATP binding; growth hormone receptor binding; non-membrane spanning protein tyrosine kinase activity
Source: RefSeq, a predicted model, not a curated record